GCCGAGUGAAAACAGCAGCCCAAAAGUUCUCAGUUAACCGCAGCGAGGGAGGCUCAGCCUGGAAGGGGGGUAGAAAGAGUUGAUGCAGAGAGAGUUUCAUGCUGAGCCCUGUUUGGACUGAAUUUAUGACUGAAUUCAUGUGAAGAUCAGAGCAGUACCGGCAUCAACAUAGUGACAGGGUUUGGAUGCCAUGGUCUGCAUGCACUCAGAGUGUUUUUAGUAAAGAAGAGAAGGAGCCUAGCAGAGAUUUUGUCCUCAGCUUCCCCCACCUGCUACAUCCAAAGUUAAGGAGCGGCAGCUGAGGACACCUGUCCGGUGGGCAAGCACCUAGGAUGGCUCUCAGCGAUUGCUGGCUCCAGAGCGUGUCCUGCAACUUCUCCAAUCACAGUCUGGAGCUCCCCGUGAGCGAGGACUGGUUCCACCCGGGGGUCCUCUAUGUCAUCCCUGCCAUCUACGGGGUCAUCAUCCUGAUAGGCCUCGUGGGGAACAUCACCCUGAUCAAGAUCUUCUGCACCGUGAAAUCCAUGCGCAACGUGCCGAACCUCUUCAUCUCCAGCCUGGCUUUGGGAGACCUGCUCCUGCUGGUGACCUGCGCUCCCGUGGAUGCCAGCCGGUACCUGGCCGACAGAUGGCUGUUUGGUAGGGUCGGCUGCAAGCUGAUCCCCUUUAUACAGCUCACCUCGGUGGGGGUGUCUGUCUUCACCCUCACGGCUCUCUCCGCAGACAGGUACAAAGCCAUUGUCCGGCCGAUGGAUAUCCAGGCCUCUCAUGCCCUGAUGAAGAUCUGCCUCAAAGCCGCAUUGAUCUGGAUCAUCUCCAUGCUCCUGGCCAUUCCAGAAGCGGUGUUUUCUGAUCUACAUCCUUUCCAUGAGGAGAGCACCAAUCAGACCUUCAUCAGCUGUGCCCCAUACCCACACUCCAAUGAGCUGCACCCCAAAAUCCACUCCAUGGCUUCCUUUCUGAUCUUCUACAUCAUCCCACUGUCGAUUAUUUCUGUCUACUACUACUUCAUUGCCAAAAAUCUGAUCCAGAGUGCUUACAAUCUGCCUGUGGAAGGGAAUAUACAUGUCAAGAAACAGAUUGAAUCCCGGAAGCGCCUUGCCAAGACAGUGCUAGUGUUUGUGGCCCUCUUUGCCUUCUGCUGGCUCCCCAACCAUGUCAUCUACCUGUACCGCUCCUACCACUACUCCAAGGUGGACACCUCCAUGCUCCACUUUGUCACCAGUAUCUGCGCCCGCCUCCUGGCCUUCACCAACUCCUGUGUCAACCCUUUUGCCCUCUACCUGCUGAGCAAGAGUUUCAGAAAGCAGUUCAACACCCAGCUCCUCUGUUGCCAGCCUGGCCUAUUAACCCGAUCUCACAGCACCGGCAGAAGUACCACCUGCAUGACCUCCCUCAAGAGUGCCAAUCCCUCUGCAGCCACCUUCAGCCUUAUCAAUGGAAACAUCUGUCAUGAGGGGUAUGUCUAGACUGACCCUUGACCCCGACCGGCUGGGGCCCCCUGGUUUUGCUCUGUCACUGGUAAGGAACCCUCACAUCUGUUGUUAUCGCUGUACCCUCUAAAGACCCUUUGUAAGGCUCAGGAGUGAUACAGGCAGGUUGGGGAGAGGCCUAAAUGGGUCGCUGUUAUGUUUGAAAGGCCCAUCAAGGCAUACCGUUUCCAUUUCAAUUUGUGAAUACUUCUUCUGCUGUAGAGCAAACUUUCCUUUUUUUGAGAAAAGAUACCAAAUAGAAAAUUAUUAUUUUAAGCAUCAAACCCUGAUAUACAGGUGUGGCUAAUUAAGUCAUAGAAAUUAUAUGAAGAACCAAAUUUAUAUAGCAGAGAAAUUAUACAUUGACUGUCCACUUCGUGGAAGACUUCACCUUGUCAUUUCUUUAAGCAGGAGCUAGAGCUUUAAAAAUAUGAUUUGAGACAUAUUUCAGGAAUAAUUAUAACCACAAAGCAAGAAAAAAAUAUGAAAAGUUGGCCCUAUGAAAGAGUUCCAUAUAUGAAUAACAGUUCCCAAAUUGAUAACACUAGGAACCGGUUCAUACAAAUUUAAGCAUUGGACAUUACUGAGGACAUAGGAGAAACACUUAAGGCAAACACACAACCAAACACAUAGAAACAUGUAAAGAUCCAUGUGUGGCUGUGGAGUAAUAUCUCACAUUCUGAAUUCUAAAUUGAUGGAAGUUUUUUUUGUUGUCUAAUUGUAAUCAGUUCCACCAUAGAAGAGAAAUCCUUUUGGGGUGAGAGGAAUUAAUCAUCUGUCAAUUCAUCAAACAUUAUAAGUGCAUAAACUAUAGUGUUUAUUUUUGGUAUAUAGGAUUUUCAGUCAAAUGUACUUACUUAGAUUAUAUAGAAGCAGUAGCUUCAUAGGAGAAAAAGGGAUCAUAUCGGAGUGAAAGUAGAAACAUGUUUACAUUUAACAAGUGAUUCACCUGUAGUCUGUGGAGACAAAUCAAUACACGUUCAGUAAUAUUUAUUUCUACUAGAAUAUGUACAACAAAGUUACAGAGGACCUAGCUUUAAGAACUGAUUAAAAACAGCUACAUUAUAUACAUUGUUUCUACGUAAGAGUAUUCACAAAACAGCCCAUGUGCAUAAAAACAGUGGCUUUAAAUAUUUCUCUUUUUCUAAGUGAGUAAAAUGAUUUGACCAUCUUACUCUAGAAAUCUAAAUCGUUUUUUUUUAUUCAAAGACAGACCAAUUUGACAGAUUGCAAACAUGCUAAUGAUAAAUCCAAAUUCUGCAAAUGUGCCCUAAUGUAUAUCCCUUACAUCCCAAGAUCAUUUUAGUUCUAAUUUUCUCCACCCAGGUGAGAUAGAACAAUCAGCUCUCUUUUGCACAUGUCACGUAUUAAAAGAGUUUUGUCUCUUGAUAUAAGGAAGCACUCACUGUCUGCAGACCUAUAGAGGCUAGGACCAAGACAGUUGUAAAGAUGUGUGUUUACAGUUAUAUUAGCUGGAAUAAAACUGCUUCACUUCUGUUUGCUGCAUGAACUUUUUACACUGGACAUGCCUGCUUUCCUGGUAGUCCACAAUUACACUGAACAAUUUCAAAAUCAAGACAGGUAGUGUAGCAGAAAGAACCAACAUUUUUAGCUUGACAUUCCAAUUUUGUCUCUAGUUAAAUGACCUUAGCUAUCAAUAUCUCUUCUCUAGACUCAUUUUUUCAUCUCUAGAAUGAGAGGACAGUGUUAACUUCCAUUCUAUUGCUAAAAGUCUCUGAGUCUCAUUGUUUCUAGUUCUGUGUCGAAAGUAUUUAUGGAACCCACAUGCUCACAAUUUCCACACUUCUGCUACCCUUGGAAAAUCCUUGAACUGCCACUCCACAUUCAUGUUCACGUUCAUGAAAUGAAAGGAGACUCACUGUUUUAUGACUUUCAGGGACUCCUUGGGAUUGUUUGUAUGAAUGAUGUCCCAUUAAUGAGAGCUGGAUGAGAUAUAAGAAAACAAAUUGCUCAAUCUCCUCAUUAUACAAAGGGCACUCUUCCUGUUCAGCCUUCAAUCUCCAUGCACCUGCUACCUUGAACCACUGUUCCACAAUUUUACCCUUGGCUUUCUUCAAAACUCUUGAGUGUACGUGACUUCAUUCCUAGGUAGUUGUUAAGGAGGCAUUCUGGGUGCCUAGCAUAACUUGUUUAAGUGUCUCUGAUCUACCUGCUCCCAAAGACAUUUUGGAAGUAGGAUUCAUCUUAAUGUCUCCCUUAGUUUCUCUCAUGGCAUGGAUUGUGCCUGGACUCCUCCCAGCUUUUGGCCAGUGAAGAGAAUGGAGUCUAUGUUUAGUUGUGUGUCUUUAGGCAAUCCUAUAAUGUCUUUGAGACUUAAAGCGUUGGAGGAGACCUUUGCCAGCCAGUGACCUAAAACCGGAAAAACUAUUGUAUGAAUCAACUGAUAGAUUGACUCAAAGCUAAUUGGGAUGGACUCAAUCAGACCCUUCUCCAGGGAAGUCAAAUUUUUUAUUUCACUUCAAGAACCUACAAUCACAGUGAGAUAGACCUACACUCUCAUGUAGUAUCACCUCUCUUCUAGGGUGGAGUGUGGCAGAGGCUUGGAACUAAGACAUUUCACGCCUGGCUUCCAAAGAUAAUCACAUUUAGCGCUUAUGUCGUUGGCAAGGAAAAAAAUCAAUUUUUGCUGUGGAAAACCAUCUGUGUUUAUUCAAUUGACAGACACUACCUUUCAAUCUAUCUUAAAUUGAGCCUCCCUAAGGCAGGCAGCUCAAUAGUGAUAGAUUAAGCAAUAAACAAAGCAGUCUUCCCACCAAUGGCUGCUGCUGGCAAGGAAGGCACAGUGGCUGGCAGGAGUGAUAUUCCUCAGCAAGAUGAUCCUCCCAGCUAGGUGAAGACAAGGCUCCUCCCUGUUGUUGAUUUGAUGAUUCCCCAUAAAUGGGGAUGACUAAACCCUGUUGUUCUGGCUGCGCUCAAUCCCCCACUGAACCUGGCCUUCUGCCUCAUUAACAAGUCCUGGAUUUCCCGCUUUACCCUAUAAACAAUUUGGUGUCAUCCUGAAGAAUGAAGAAUACGUAGGUAAAUAAACAAUUUAGAGGCUGCUCACAUGAGCCAAGUCAGCUUGUUAUGAAAGUGCACAUUGAACAAAAAUAAAUGAACUUGUCCACGGGGCACGGGCACACUUAAGUUAUAAAGUUUUUUGUUUAUGCCAAAACUAGCAGUCAGUUAUUGGUUCCAAAGUCGAUUCAUGCACCAAAUGGCUUCCGUAAUAGGGAUUAGCUUUGUUUGGGGACUGCGUGUUGAAUGACAUCCUCAAUUUGUGGAUUAAAAAAUGGCUAAGUCACCUUUCCCAGAAGCCAGAUAGAGAUGAUCACCCUAAGAACCUGACUAUCUGAGAGUAGAAUGAAUAGUAUGCAUUUGUGUUGUGAUGAGUUGGAAAGGAUGCAAACUUGCUUGUCAUUUGGGCCCUUCACAUCCAUACCAGGAGUUAGCCACUGUUAGAGAGUAGCUUAGAAUUAACCCUGGGUUCCUGGGAGGAACUGAACAGAGUUUGCACAUUUGUCUAAUUUUUUGCUAAAUGGAUUAACAGCUGACAAGGGAAUUAUUUACUCUCCUGGGGCCAGGCUUUGUAUGAGCUAUUCAAUGAAACCAAGCCCUAGGAAGCUCUACUUUAUUCUGUAUCUGGAUGGUCAUUCCUCUCAGCCCUCACUUGGAUGUAUAUUCCUCUGGGC
Molecule: messenger RNA, 5164 nt
Organism: Pipistrellus kuhlii (Kuhl's pipistrelle)
Lineage: Eukaryota; Metazoa; Chordata; Mammalia; Chiroptera; Vespertilionidae
Gene: GRPR
Product: gastrin releasing peptide receptor
Exons: 3
Coding region: 333-1469 (378 amino acids)
Biological process (GO): G protein-coupled receptor signaling pathway
Cellular component (GO): membrane
Molecular function (GO): G protein-coupled peptide receptor activity
Source: RefSeq, a predicted model, not a curated record